Micropterus dolomieu (smallmouth bass) is the source of this 2016-nucleotide messenger RNA. It is a transcript of the gene nptnb, whose product is annotated as neuroplastin b. The transcript has 9 exons. Gene Ontology annotation, cellular component: neuron projection. NCBI's taxonomy places the organism in Eukaryota, Metazoa, Chordata, Actinopteri, Centrarchiformes, Centrarchidae. The coding region runs from base 397 to 1581 and encodes 394 amino acids. The record is from RefSeq and is a predicted model, not a curated record.
AUUUUAAUCACCGAGCCGUGACUUGCGACGCGCAAAUGCGCAUCGGUCCGCGCAUCUUUGAAUCUUCAGAACUACACUGUGGACACAAUCUCCCUGGCAUCCGAAGACCUCUCCUCCGCAAUCCGACGAGGCUUCUUCACCGCCUAUGGCCGCACAUCGGCAUCCUUGAGCCGCUGGCCUCGUCCCGGACCUUUCACCCAUCGCUGUCCUCCAAAGGUCUUUGAAUCAGGGAGACAUCUGGAAACACUUUUUUUUAUUUUAAAUAAUCCUUGGCUGGCUAUUUUAAAGCACCCGGUGCUAUGCUGGGCCCAUCUCUCUAGAUCUUGUGAUUAAUACACGAUCUCUCCUCCCACAUUCGUCCGACCGAGACCCUGGUACUCUCAUCGAGUCCCGACAAUGCAUCCUAACGCAGUGAUGCUGGCGGUGGUCCUUUUGGGGAACUUGAUGCUGCCUUUCAUCUCGGCUCAAAACGCUGGGUUUGUGAAGUCGCCAAUGUCUGAGACUAAGCUUACGGGGGACACCUUUGAGCUGUACUGCGAUGUGGUUGGCAACCCCACUCCAGAGAUCCAGUGGUGGUAUGCUGAGAUCAACCGAGCUGAUUCCUUCAAGCAGCUGUGGGACGGAGCCCGCAAGCGUCGGGUAUCCAUCAACACGGCCUACGGCACCAAUGGGGUCAGUGUGCUAGCUAUCACGCGCCUCACACUGGAGGACUCUGGGACGUAUGAGUGUCGGGCCAGCAACGACCCCAGGCGCAAUGACCUCCGUCAAAACCCUGCCAUCACCUGGAUCCGCGCCCAGGCCACCAUUUCGGUGCUACAGAAACCAAAGAUCAAUGCCUCUGAUCAGAUCAUCCUGUCAGCGGACACCUCUAGCACACCAGUUACCCUGCAGUGUAACCUCACCACUGCCCACACCCCACACAAGGAAAGUUUCUGGAUGAAGAAUGGACAUGAGAUCCUCAAUACACGGACAGAGCAGAGGAACACAGUGUACAGAAUCGCUAAACAACGGGCAGAUGUUUCUGGGGAAUACAUGUGUGUUUACACAUUUGACAUGGCACCAAACGCAAAUGCUACAAUUGAAGUAAAAGCAAAACCUGAUAUCACUGGCCACAAGCGAAGUGAAAAUAAAAACGAGGGGGAAAAUGCAAUGCUUUACUGCAAGUCUGUUGGUUACCCACAUCCCACCUGGACAUGGCGUAAAGGAGACGGAACAUCCUACACGGACAUUGACAACUCCACUGGACGCUUCUUCAUCACAAGCAGAGACAACUACACAGAGCUCAACAUACUAAACCUGGAUAUAAACACAGAUCCUGGAAUAUAUGAGUGCAAUGCCACUAACGUCAUUGGAAACACCGCUCAGACUACUAUACUACGGGUGCGCAGCCACCUUGCACCGCUUUGGCCUUUUCUUGGUGUGCUAGCAGAAAUUAUAAUCCUAGUAGUCAUCAUUGUUGUGUACGAGAAACGCAAGAGGCCAGAUGACUUUAUUGAUGAUGAUGAACCAGUUGGACCAAUGAAAACAAAUUCAACAAAUAACCACAAGGACAAAAACAUUCGCCAGAGGAAUACGAAAUAAGCAAUUUACUCAAAUGAGAUGGCUAAACUGCAUUUUUUUGACUACAUGAAGGUAUCAGAGGUGGAUAGAGCUCCGGGCAGUUUUCAAAAAAGCAUAUCUUGUCUCAUUUUAUGAGAAACAAUAUCAGCGUAACACUGGCAACAAAAAGAACAUAAUGGCUGUCUUAAGCAUGCCUUAUUCAGUCUUACGUGGAGAUUUCAGGAUGACAAAUAAUGAUUAAAACCACCACAAAGGUGUACACAUUUUUAAUGUGCUGUUGGUGUCUCCUUUAUUAAUUUUAUCAUAUCCUCAAAUGAGGUGAUCCCUUUUGUAUUACAUAUCAUGUACAAUGCAUGCAAGAUAAUUACGCAAUAGGAUACUCAGAAUAGACAUUUUCUGUUGUUAUCCCUCGUGUGGCUUUUUUUUUGCAUCUAAAAUGACCUGUGUUUUUUUAUG